CUCAAACGAUUUUGUUGUCACCCAGAAUCCCACAUCAGAUGACCGUGUUGCAUUUGGUGUCACUGAGAUUGAAUCUAAAGAUCUAGACGACGUCCAACGGGACGAACUCUUGAGCAGGUGAUCGGCUCCCCUUUCUACGCGUCGCCCUGAUUCAUGAUUACCAUUGCAUUUAGCGACCAUUCCCCAGAGGAUAUCACUCUGAGUCAGCAUGCAGCAGACGUCUUGUCUUUAUUUAAUAAUAUCCGCACCGCACGGCGAGGUGGAUCCGAACAAGCCCUUGCCGUUCGUGAAUUUAUCGUUCGGCGAUGCGCACCGAUCAUCUCCCAUCGACUCCGAUCCGACAAGUUCAUCUUUCAAGACACGACAUUAGAUCAGAUUCUCCAAGGAUGGAGACCUAGCGAUGGGGACCAUUUUGUAAAGACUGAGUGUGAAAUACCAAAACGCCUUAUCCGCCUAUUCCAGACGGUGGGCAUCCAAUGUCGACAGUCCAACGGGAAAUGUUUUGCACCAUGGGCGAAGGACAUAGCUCCAGCUUGGAUGGAAGCAUUUCUAUCGUGCCUAUCGUUGUGCAAGGAUUAUUUCAAACUAGAAGGCAAGAAAGUGGCAAGCAACACCACCAGGGGCGCGAUUGCUCUAAAAUUGCUCCAAACAUUGGUUGAAUCAGAGGGGUUCAAAUAUCUGCUUGGGCUGAGGUCUGUCAACGCUAUCCUGGUGUUAAACCGUCGGCAAGCUCGCUCCAAUACUGAAAACACAGAAGACCCCUCAGCUCGCUCCGAUACUGAAAGCGCCGAAGACCCAGCUAGCUCUGAUGCUGGAAACACAGAAGGCUCGGCUCGUUCCAAUACUGAAAAUCCAGAAGACUCCGAUGACACACAUGGCGACAAUUUAGAGCUCACCGCUGAGACAGAAGAGGAUGCGGUCGCUCUUACCACGCGAUACCUGGGUGAUGCUGUCGCGUGGAUCACUGCAACAGAUUUCCUAUCCGGUCCACGUAUUCGACGUACCCCGAGGCUUCGUCUCCAUCUCGCGAUCACCGCUCCUCCUGUCGAGCCGAAAGCAAUGGGAGAUGCAGUGCCAAUCUUCACGGAUAUAUUCAACAAAACCCUUAAAGACUGGGAAGAUCAAUCCAGAGGCCGCAACUCGAGGGUGCGUACAUGGUACUGGCAAUCUGUUGGGAAGCUUCGAAAGUGCAAGGAGUUUCAUGGGACAAUCCACUGCGAGGCAUCGCUGAUGGGUGCCAUUGUACAGUACAGUGGCCAAGCUAAUAACACGCAAAAUACCCAACUUCCGGAGAUAUUUCAUAGCACUUCCAAUAAGCCAAGGACAAUUGGAGUGGCUAAAAAAUGUUGCUGGUGCUGCAGCAUGCUGGCAACUCUCCUGAACUCAACAGAUAUCCAGUUCAGCCUCCCAGGCUCGCAUGGUCGAAUAUUCCCGUGGGCCCUUCCCAGUAUGGGAAUAUCUUAUGAGGUUGCUUGCUCGCUUGAAGAGAAGCUCAAAAACCAACUGUCACUGGCAAUUUGGAAGAUGCUGGAUGAACUCAAACAUAUGUCCGAAAGCCAGACAAGCAGCCCGGUAUCAGAUGGCAGUAGUGAUGAGCUUGAGCUUGAGCUUGGGAGUGAUCGUUGGAAUGGAGGGAUGGAUGGUCUGGAACAUGACCUUCGCUUAAGAAACAGGAUUCUUUUUCCUGUUUCUUGAGUGGUCUCUUUAGCAUUUGAAGCAACUAGUUUAUUCCUGUGUCAGUUGAG
This is a messenger RNA of Cantharellus anzutake, 1745 nucleotides long. RefSeq lists its product as uncharacterized. The transcript is spliced from 3 exons. The record is from RefSeq and is a predicted model, not a curated record. NCBI's taxonomy places the organism in Eukaryota, Fungi, Basidiomycota, Agaricomycetes, Cantharellales, Hydnaceae. Bases 154 to 1695 code for a protein of 513 amino acids.